Messenger RNA from Bufo gargarizans (Asiatic toad), 2649 nucleotides. RefSeq lists its product as uncharacterized. Gene Ontology annotation, molecular function: RNA-DNA hybrid ribonuclease activity; nucleic acid binding. The transcript has 2 exons. Lineage: Eukaryota; Metazoa; Chordata; Amphibia; Anura; Bufonidae. The coding region runs from base 1 to 2418 and encodes 805 amino acids. The record is from RefSeq and is a predicted model, not a curated record.
AUGGCAGCAUUACAGAUUUCAUUAGUUUUUGACAAAAAGGGAAGACUGACAGCAACCUCAAUGAAAUGUGACCUGACAAACCCAAAAAGACGUGACAUGAAUGGGUUCUUUUUAAGCAUACCAAUGUCCCUGGAAAAUCAUCCAAUUUGGGCAAAAUGUAAAGACUCAGUAGGAACGAUUAACUGUGAGCCCUACCGGCCCUGUUUGAAGGAGGGGGUUAUGCCAACCUUUCAGAAACAAUACCCAUUGAGUGAGGAAAAGUUAGAGGGUAUAAGGCCGCAAAUUGAGAAAUACUUACAGAUGGGAAUUCUUAGGAAGAUUGUCAGUCCCUGGAAUACACCGAUAAAUCCCGUAAAAAAAAAUAAUGGCACAUGGAGAUUUGUACAGGAUCUAAGGAAGGUAAACAAGGCAAUUAUCCCACUUCCCCCGUUGGUGGCAGACCUUACAGCUGUGUUUGGGGCCAUUCCUGCGGGAUCCAAAUACUACACUGUAGUUGACCUCAGUAAUGCGUUCUUUUCCAUACCAGUGGCUUGGGAUGCACAAAGUCUUUUUGCUUUUCAGUGGGCUGAUGAUGGUCAGGUGACUUGGACCCGUCUCCCACAAGGUUUUGGGGAUAGUCCAGCAGCCUUUUCUAUUGUAUUAAAGGCUACAUUGGAAGAUUGGGAACCAAAGAGGGGAUCCACCUUAAUACAGUACACAGAUGACCUUUUACUCUCCAAUUCGGAGUUAGAAGCCUGCGAAAUAGAUUCACAGAGUUUAUUAGACCACUUGGCAAGCAAAGGACACCUGGCCUCGAAGAAGAAAAUCCAAUAUGCAAGUACCCAGGUAGAGUAUCUGGGGUGCAUAAUAGAGGCAGGAGAGAGAAAGAUCUCACCCGCUAGAGUCAAGGCAGUGACCUCCCUAAGCAGGCCAGGGGACAAAGCUACAAUGCUGUCCUUUCUAGGGUCAAUAGUGUAUUGUAGGCAGUGGAUUCCUGAUUGCUCCCAUUGGGAUUCAAUCCUAAGGAAAACUACACUCACAGAAGCACCAAAGGUAGUGGAGUGGACAGAGGACAGAGUAGAAGCCUUUGAGAGAUUGAUUCGGUCCCUGACCCAAGCCCCAGCCUUGGCCCUGGCAGAUUAUGGAAAACCAUUCCAAUUAUACUGUGUGGUAUCAGGAGAAACCUAUGCAGCGGUUUUGACACAGACACAUGGGGGAAGAAACAGGCCAGUUUCAUACCUAUCGAGAAAAUUACCUCCUGUAGUUCUUGGAAUGCCUCACUGUCUCCAAGCAUUAGCAGCCGCGGCCAUGUCAGUAAAAGAUGUUACUAAGAUAGUCCAUGGAAAUGUAAUGGAACUUUUCACCACUCAUACAGUUUUGUCCCUCCUUCAAAACAUGACCACACAACACAUGACAGCUCAGAGACUGUCCGGAUAUGAGACCAUAUUACUCAGUACGGCAAACCUGGUGAUAAAGACAUGUCCAGACACCUCACCAGUGAUAAGAUUUUUGCAUACACUUUUGAGACUUAAGUGUGAAGGUUCUGACGAACAAGUAGACCCAACACCUGAACACAGAUGUGAUGAAGUGAUCUUGUCAUGCACAACACCUAGGAAAGAUUUAAAGGACACGCCACAGACUGACAGUAUAGAUGUUUUUGUGGAUGGAUCAUGCACAAGACCAGAUGACAGGACAUAUCAAACAGGUUACGCAGUAGUCAUGCUCCCAAAUCAAGUGAUAGAAGCUGAACCAAUUGUCACAACUUCGGCACAACAAGCUGAGCUGGUAGCGCUCACAAGAGCCUGUGAAAUAUUCGCAGGACACAAAGUGAAUAUUUAUACUGACAGUAGCUAUGCAUUUGGAACAGUGCAUGAUUAUGCAUUAAUAUGGAAAAAUAGGGGAUAUAUCUCAGCAGAUGGGAAGCAGAUAGCGAAUCAAAAAUACAUAGAUCACCUGCUACGUGCAAUUCAACUGCCAGAAGCUAUAAGUGUGAUAAAAGUGAAAGGACACUCUGCAAAAGGAGAUUAUCAAGCUAUGGGAAACAACUUAGCAGACAGAGCAGCGAAAAUGGCAGCCAAGAGAGACACGAGAAGGGAAAGUAAGUUAUUAUUCAUGACAGAUUUUGAAAGUGAAAACUGGGUGUCAGUAGUAUAUCAACUACAGAAGCAGUCUACCAGUGAGGAUAUCAAGUACUGGAAAUCUCAGGGACUGCAGAUGACAGGUACAGACCCAACUCAUCCAUUCUUGCCCGGAGACAAGGUUCUGGUGAAACAACUGGCUGUCCGCCACAAGACUGGUCCAAUAUAUCAAGGUCCAUUUGAGGUUCUGAGAGUUGCUCGAACGGCUGUCCUUACCGACCAGAGUCCACAGUGGAUACACGCCAGCCGACUCAAGAAGACACCGGAAGGAGUCCUGAAGGAAUUCCCCGGACAAGCAUGAGUCUUUUGGACAAGAUGCCUUCAAAGGAAAUGACUUUGAUCAUACCCCCAAGCCUGCAAAGUAGAUAUGAGCAAUGGCUAAGAGGCUAUCCUAAACCACUUUGUCCAGAGGAUCCAAAGACUAUGCAGGACUUGUAUGAGGAAGAAUUCAUGUUCAGGGAAUAUACCAAUGAACUAGAGACUGAGGACUUGAAAGAUCAAAACUUUCCUGAACCAUUUAGUAAGCAGAUGA